AUUAAACCAUCCGCGAGUAGGUUAGAACAGUGAAAUUUAGAUCAAUGUUCAUAGCCUUCACGAAGCAUGAUGUCCAGUCCACCGUUAACAGUUCUCUUGUCCUGGCUGCUGUUGAGCGCGAUAGCGCAGGCAAAGUACAUUGUCCCUGGCGGGAGAUGGAGAGAUACAGCUAGAAACCUCGUCAAUGCACAUGCUGGAAAUAUCGUACUUGAUAAUGGCACGUUCUACUUAUUUGGUGAAUACAAGACUGAGGGCCAAGAAGAAGGUGGCGGAAUAUCAGUGUAUUCAUCGUCAGAUUUGAGUACAUGGCACUCUCACGGACAUGCAUUGACGCCAAUUAAGGGUCAUCCAUACAUAUCACCUCAAAUGAUCAUACAACGUCCCAAGGUGGUGUACAGCGAAGCGGCAAGACAGUACCAUAUGUGGUGGCAUGCAGACAACUCAAAAUAUGGUCUCCUACUCCAAGGCUUAGCUACUGCAGACGCGAUUACUGGACCCUACAGCUUCGUUUCUGCGACGCCGCCGCUGGGAAAUUGGAGUCAAGAUUUCGGGUUGUUUACGGAUUACAAGGAUGGGCGCUCAUAUGCCCUUUACUCGAACGGCGACUCGAAAGAAGGCCGUGAUGUGUACCUGACUGCGUAUAACGAAGAAGUAUCCGCCCUCGAAGACGUAGUCCAUCGCUUCGACAAGUAUGACCUUGAAGCCCCGACAAUCCUGCAGACCGAAAAGAGUUAUUAUGCUCUAAUGUCACAUAAGACCGGGUACCGUCCCAAUAAUGUCGUCGCAUUUCGAGCUGACAAGUUGGCCGGACCGUGGUCACAGCCGUGGAUCGUAGCUCCGCUUAAUACGAGAACAUUCAACUCCCAGUCUGGUUUCGCCCUGAGAAUUAAGGGAACUAAAAAGACAACAUACUUGUAUAUAGGCGAUCAGUGGGAUUCCAAUUCGCUUUGGGAAUCCCGGUAUAUCUGGCUUCCUAUCAACAUCGACGACGGCAAGAAGACGCUCUCGUUGGAAUGGUACGAUGUCUAUGACUUGGAUGUGAAAUCUGGAGAAUGGUCUCCAGUCAAGGGGAAGGCUUAUCUCGGAAAGGACGCAGUGACGCAGGGAAACGCCUUCAAGCAGGAAGCUAACUUCGCGAGUGGUGGUACCGUCCUUACCGGCAUCUACGGUAACGAUAGCACUGUCACAUUCCAUGGUAUUGAAGGGACUGGGAAACCUCAGUGGAUUUCUUUCUACUAUCAGAAUACCGAUGACAUGGGCUUCGGUGAUCAACCUGGCGGUUCACCCGACCGAAUCGGAGGGGCAUGGCAAUUACGACGCAUCAGUAGUGUAAUUGUGAACGGUGAUACUUCCAAUGUCGAGACGCUAUACCAAAGGGACACGCAUAAGGGAAUCAUCUUGUCGACACCUCUCCAGUUGACUCUCAGGAAGGGGAGGAAUAACACGAUCACUGUUGGUGGCUUGUUCAAUGGUGUAGAUUAUAAGGGAGCAGAUCUCGAUAGGAUCGUUGUGUACCCCCCGGAGACAUGAGGCUGCUUUUCCAUUGAGCACAUUAUUAACUGAUCUUAUUGCGCGCAAUUGAUAUGCUCAAUUUCUAAAAG
Messenger RNA from Xylaria bambusicola, 1601 nucleotides. Its product is annotated as family 43 glycoside hydrolase. The transcript has 9 exons. NCBI's taxonomy places the organism in Eukaryota, Fungi, Ascomycota, Sordariomycetes, Xylariales, Xylariaceae. The record is from RefSeq and is a predicted model, not a curated record. Bases 67 to 1530 code for a protein of 487 amino acids. Gene Ontology annotation, biological process: carbohydrate metabolic process. Gene Ontology annotation, molecular function: hydrolase activity, hydrolyzing O-glycosyl compounds.